UUUGAAAAGGUGGAAGUGUCGUUAUUUAUUCCUACCAACGACACACAGGCCACAGGUUUUUCACUGAGGCUAUUGGAAGACGUCUAGCGACAGCGAACAGAUUGAUGCUCCAGACAGCUGUCUUAUCCACAAUGAGGACCAAAGCGUAAACUGCAAUCAGACGUGCUAAAGGAAUAAGGUCCAGCAGGGAUACUACCUUUACUUCCCCUCAUAUUCCUACUCUUCCAAAAGGCUGCUGGAAACAGCCCAGGCAGAAGCAGCAGAGGACACAGGCAUGAUGAGAGUCCCUGUGUUCUGUGUGGUGGUACUGUUAUUCAUCUGUCACAGCCACAGCCUGGAAAUACAAAACCCUGCAUAUGGGUCUAAAAGGUCUCGGGAAAAUGUCUUGUCAGAUCCCAGCGACUGCAUGUCCAGGACUAAGCAGCAGCAGGUCUUCACAAACUCUCACAAUUUCUCUGUAGAUAUCCGGAUGCCUGGUGUUGUCCCAAGUGGGUCGGACACCUACCUGUGUAUGGCAUAUCCUGUGCCGACUAGUCAAGAUGCAUAUAUUGUGGAUUUCAUACCUCAUGCCAGUAUGGAUACAGUCCAUCACAUGCUGCUGUUUGGCUGCCAGACUCCUGUCUCUACCAGCAGCUACUGGGACUGUGGAAGUGUACAAGGCACAUGUGAGGAUGAAGCUUCCAUUAUAUACGCCUGGGCUCGCAAUGCAUCACCAACCAAAUUACCUAGAGAUGUUGGUUUUAAAGUUGGAAGAAACUCAGGAAUGUCCUACUUUGUGCUGCAGAUCCAUUAUGGAGAUGUCAGUGCUUUCAGAGACCAUCAUAGAGAUUGUUCUGGAGUUGCCUUAAGAAUGACAUCCAAACCGCAGCCUUUUAUUGCUGGCAUAUACCUGCUCAUGGCUAUGGACACAGUUAUCCUUCCAGGGAAAAGAGUGACAAAUGCAGACAUCGCCUGUGAUUAUACUUCAUAUCCCAUCUACCCAUUUGCCUUCAGGACUCACACACACCACCUUGGCAAAGUGGUCAGUGGCUACAGGAUCCGAGACGGAAAGUGGAGCCUGAUAGGGAGACAGUCCCCUCAGCUACCACAGGCUUUCUAUCCUGCUAAUAAGGAGGUGAAUGUGAAGUAUGGUGACACCAUUGCAGCCAGAUGUUUGUUUACUGGUGAGGGCAGAACCUCCAAAACUUAUAUUGGUGGUACCUCUGAUGAUGAAAUGUGCAAUUUCUACAUUAUGUACUACAUGGACAGCAAACAUGCCAUCCCAUAUAUGAACUGCAUGGAGACUGGCUCCAAAGAGCUGUUUCAGCAUAUUCCAGCUGAGGCAAAUGCUCCCAUCGCUGUCAGUCCAGGUGAUAUGAACUCUAUGAUGCAUAUGGGAAGCUCAGCAGAUCAUCAAGAGAAAUCGUUGUUGGAUACUAACAAAGCACAGCAGGUUCUGGAUCAGGGUGACUUCUAUUCUCUUAUGUCCAAGCUGCUAGGCCAGAGCAAGGAUGUUGUUCACAUACAUAAGUACAACCCCAGCGAGACAGCCCAGGCUGAGUUGGUGGCUCAGAUGGAUAGCUUAAUGCAAAAGAAAGACUUGGGAUCUCUCAGUGCCAGACUAGACUUCCAAACCAGGGACCAUCCUGUUUUGGCAAGGGAUAGAGUCCACAAAUUCCAUCAGCUUGAGGCCACAGCCAAGCCACCAAGAAGCAAGGUGCUAGCUGAAGGACAAGACUUCCAUUUGGAACAAGUCUCAGCUUGGCCACAGAGUUCUCUGCAGCUGGGUCAAGUCUCAGGACUUGCCCUCGACACAGAUUCUAACUUGGUCAUUUUCCACAGAGGUGAUCACCACUGGGGAGCAGACUCUUUUAAUAGCAAGGCAAGAUACCUGCAGCGGUCCCUAGGUCCUAUUCAGCAGUCCACUAUUUUGGUUGUUGACCCAGACAAAGGCAACAUCCUAAAGGCUUCUGGCAGAAACAUGUUUUACUUGCCUCAUGGAAUAACUACAGACAAGGAGAAUAAUUACUGGGUCACUGACGUGGCUCUUCAUCAGGUGUUAAAAGUCAGCAGUGACGGCUCAGACAGAACCUUGCUGGCUCUGGGAGAGGCUUUCACACCAGGAAGUGACAGUAGCCAUUUCUGCCAGCCUACUGAUGUGGCUGUAGACAUCGAGACUGGGAACAUCUUUGUAUCUGAUGGCUACUGCAAUGCUAGGAUACUAAAAUUCUCUGCAGAUGGCAAAUACCUGUCUGAGUGGGGUGCAGGCUCAUCAGACAGGAGGAGACGCAUACCAUUCCGGAUCCCCCACAGCCUGGUGUUCCUUCCCAACAAACAGGAAGUUUGUGUGGCUGACAGGGAGAAUGGACGUAUCCAAUGCUUCAUAGCCGAAACUGGAGAGUUUGUAAAAGAAGUAAAGAAAGAGGAGUUUGAAGGGGAAGUGUUUGCCAUCACCUACAGCCCUGCUGGAAAUGGCUUGAUCUUUGCAGUAAAUGGGGACUCUCCAUAUUACUCAGCUCCGCUCAGAGGUUUUGUAAUAGAUUAUUUAACCAAGGAUAUUUUGGAUACUUUCAACCCAGAGAAAAAGGAAUUUAAAAUGCCUCAUGACAUAGCUGUAACCAAGGAUGGCAGCGUCUUUGUUGGGGAUGCAGGCAACAAAUCAGUCUUCAAGUUUACCACUGAGAAGUUGCAUCAUUCUGUCAAGAAAGGUGGAAUUGAGGUUCAAGAACUAGAAGAAAUGGAUAUGUUUGUCCAAACUAAGGCAAUGCCAGAACAUAAAAAGACAGCAGCCAUCCAAGAGAAGCAAAGUGUGCCUCAGCAGCCUCAACCACAGGUGGAAGCAGAAGAGAAGAAGAGCAAUAGUGCAGCAAAGCCAAUCAGAGAGCAGGGUGUUCUCCCAGCCAUUAUCACCACCCUGCUGCUUAUUCCUCUGCUGUUAGUCAUCACCGUGGGAGUCUUUAUCUGCUGGAAGAAAAACAAUCGAUGUGAGGUGAAAACUGAACCCAGCUCUGUGGGGGGGAUCUUGGGGAAAAUAAGAGGUAAAGCUGUGGGCAGUCUGAACUUGGGGAACUUCUUUGCAUCCCAUAAGGGGUACAGUCGUCAGGGCUUUGACCAGCUGAGUACUGAAGGCAGUGACCAGGAGAGGAACGACGAGGACAGCAGCGACUCCGAGAACGAGGAGUAUUCUGCUGUGCCGCCUCCUCAAUCCUCCUCUUAGACACUCUGGGACCAGCUGCCAACCUUCUGCUUACAUUGCCAAGAUGUAUGUUAUUCAUCAUGUAUGUAUCUGUUGCAUUAGCUGCCAAUCUUAUUGUUUAUAUAUUUGAACAUGUAUUGUAUAUAAAAAUAAUUUGUCAGGAUUUUGACAAUUUGGUGUCAGAUUCAGCCCUGAAACACAAACAAAUCUGCCAAUGGGUUGUGUUCCUUUAAUUACAUCCGUGCAGCUUCCCUUGGUUCAGGGCUUUGAAACAAGGAACCCAUUGCUGGAUUUUUAUUUUAAUUUAUAAGAAAAUAAACCAAACCAACCAUUCAGUAGAGGAAUGGCAAAUUUAGAUUGGUAGUUAAUUAACUCAGAUGUGGUCAAAUAUUUCACAGUCAAUUGAUGUUUCUGUACAUUUAUAUUCAAAGCAGCUUGAAGGGUUCAGUUUUAAUGGUGGCACUAUGACCAGCACAAGCAAUGCUGCAACAGUUUGAUAUUUUCCUAAUCAUGUCAUUCGCUCUGCCAAACUGUUUGCCUGGUGCAAAGGUGAGAGGACAGGUGCAAACAGGGGGAAGCAAAGAGAGAGACCUUGGUACUGAGUGUCUUGGUGUCAAGCUGAGAAUAGACUUCUCAAAACCACUUCUGAACCAGAAUCUUGAUUGAGAAGUUGAUUAAAUCCAUCCAGCCAUCUGAAGGUAGCAAGACCUGUGUCAUAAAUCUGCCCCCUCUGAUUGUGAUGUACCAAAGCACAGUGCCAAUAAGCAUGGCAAUUCCUAUUCAUCAGCUGUAUUGUUGAUUGUAUUCUCACUGUCAAGGGGAAGACUCCAGGAAUAAUUGUUAUCCUAAGCCACAACAGAAAUAGUGCUUGACUAUUUUUGGGGACUUUUUUCUGUCCUUUUUUUCUAAUGCCCAUAAGUGCAGUGCCCGAUCAAAACAUGCUGUUGGGCACAGAUGAUCUGGUUUACAGAUCAAGUCCUGAACUGCUCACAGAGUGAUCAGGGCUGACCCACUUUCAAACAUAUUUGAUAUUUCCAGUUACCAAACAUAAUGAUUACAGAAGUUCUUUCAGAGCCAGACCAUAACAACCAAAGAGAGAGACACCCCUUGAGGCUAAUGUUAGCUAGCACGCUGCUGUUGACAGAAACUUGAAAUCUCACCUCCACUUCUCACCGAAGAAUAGAAAACCUUUGUUGACCGUGUUUCCUCACUCAUCCAGACUCAUUUUACCCUCUGUUUGUGUUUUUUUUUUACUGCAGUGUGUUCUACAGCAGGUAGUAACCACCACGCUCAUCUCCAUUUUAUUUUAGUCUGCUUACCCAUGAGAUCAUGUGAGAGAUCACGUGUCCAGCUCAAGCCACGCCCCUGCUGCUGCACAGAGCUGUGUUUGCUGUUUAUUCAAAAUGCAUUAAUACUGAGCCUGUUGCAUGUCCAAAUUGAAACAAAUCUCACCCUGCGCUUCCAUAGCAACGAACCUGUCAAGUGUGAAGUGGACUGGAUGAACGUUUUCAGUAUGCGGGAAACAGACAGACAGAUUCCUUGCUAUAUCUUUAUAUUCUUUGCACACCAUCCAUCUCUAGCUACAGAUUUGUGGAGCAGUGUUCACAUCAUCCUGCUCUUGUAUCUUUCAGAUGAUAGUAUAAUUUCCUGGGGGAAGCAUUCGCAAUUUGUUGAACGGUGUGACUGGCUGAGCGUGUAUUAGUAAUUGCUACACCUUCUAUCUUCAUCUUUCCCCAGCUCGUUAAGAUGUCCCUAAUUGAUUCUGAGAUAAGCUUAGGAACUUUUUUGACACUUUGGUUGGUCAGAUGUAGUUGUAUGCAUGGUGGAAUUGAUAUUAUAUUACAUAAGUGUAGUCUGAUAGCAAAGAUGUGCUACUUUCUGUCUGCCUACAUGCAGUUUUCAUGCUGUUAAAUGUGCUUGUGUGAUCUUGAGAGAUACAGAGUCCUUCAGAAGAACUGCCAUUCUGUGCUGGUCACUGUGCUUGAUCCAUUUAAACAGAGCCCUGAAAACAUCUGGUGAACAGCUGUUGCCAGCUGCCUGUUUAUUCUACCGUUCAGUGUAUCCUCUUCAGUCAGAACUGUUUUUGAACAGGGGUUGUAUGGACAUUUCGCUGCCUCAGUAAGACUUCAAUUAAGCAAAUUAGUUACAAAAAUCUUGCAAUUUUAGGGAGAUUUCAAAAAUAAAUAGCUUCACAGCAUUGAUAAAUUAUACAGAAUAUACAGUUUAGCUUAAAUGGGAAGGUGGUUCCUUCCUUGACUUACAUUCAGUGACUAUUCAAUAUUGUAAAGAUACACACAAAGCAUUAUUUCAACAUAAUUAUUUGGUCCAUGUAUCUUCAGUUGUAAUUUUGUGCCUUUUACUUUUAGUGUGUUUUGCCUUCCUUCAGCAGCUGCCAUUACGAAACAUGAUGAAACUGCUGCUGCUAGUAGAGCUUGUACUAUGUUAUUGUACUAUGAUCUCUCUUCCAAGUGAAUCAAAAUUGAUAGUAUCACUUAUAUAUGUAAUAUUUAUGUGCGUAUGCAUGUGUGUGUAUGUGAGCAAUGCCAGUUGGAUAUUGUUCAACAGCCAAGUCUCAAGCACUGUAACUUUAUUCAAUCAAACUCAUUUACUUCAGAUAAUACAAAUAAAGAGCAUGAAUUGAGAAAAGGUUGCUACGUACAUCUUACACGUUGUAACUGAAUGGAACUGCAUUCCUCUACACAUUUUAAGCUGUUUACUUACAAGUCAUAUACACUUUAUAGUUUGCUCUCCAUUCUUAGAUGCAUGCUGUACUCUUUUGGAUUAUUUGAGCAGUGAACCAUAUCGCUGUUUGCUCAUGCUUGUGUGGGGUCACUGUAUAAGCGUACUGCAUCGCCAAAUAUUCUGUUAAGAAAAAUUAGAAUUAACAUUUUUAGUCCAGAUUCCAAACCUUAUGCUUUUUAUACUGUGUCACUCCUAACACUGCUUCUAAUCCAGUACUCAUAUUAUCCAACAUCAUAAAGUUUCUGGUCAUUUGUGUCCUUGUAUCAAAACUAAUUAGGGAACUGGCUCAGUGAAAUUUAGGCAGCAUUAAUGUCAAUUUCUCAAAAUCUAACAUUCCUCAAUUCAUGCUCAGAUUUUCUGUACUUGCACUGAGUACAUUGCUUGAGAUUUUACUUAAAAUUAAAGAUUAUUAAUUGAUCACAUUUGAUUUGAUCAGUUACUAAUUAAGAGUAGAAUGAAUGGAAACUGAGAAUGUGGUAGGGGAAAUGUUCACUUAAACCUUAAGCACUGGUCAUAGUUUGAAAAUCAGAGUAAGACAGUCUGUAAAAUCUGGUGGCAACAAUGAAAGUUAUGUGUAGUCCAAAAUAACAAAAAGCUAACUCACAGAACACACCUCAUAAAGGUACACAGACACUGAAGAAACACAAAGAUGGUGUGAUGGUGAGAGUAUGUUUGUUUGGUUCUGUUGAAUUCUGUAUUCUCAGGUUUCAUUUCAUUUUCCUAAUCUUACAUUACCCAUGUAAUUCUGUCCUCCUAUCUCCGACUUUCAUUGGAAAUUUUUUGUUUCUGUCUGUAUCCUCAGUUUGCCAUCAAGUUUAAAUGAAUGAUAUUCUUAAUGGCAUGCCUUUUGAAAUGUAUUUUUGAUGUUGCCGUCACAUGUGGGAUAUCCGGUAUUUAUUGUGACACACUGGUUUUGCUGCAAGAGUACUAUUUUCAGUAACUAUGUUAUUUGUGUAAUAAAGUGUCUGCAAAGCA
This is a messenger RNA of Acanthopagrus latus (yellowfin seabream), 6892 nucleotides long. It is a transcript of the gene pam, whose product is annotated as peptidylglycine alpha-amidating monooxygenase. Gene Ontology annotation, cellular component: extracellular region; membrane. The record is from RefSeq and is a predicted model, not a curated record. Lineage: Eukaryota; Metazoa; Chordata; Actinopteri; Spariformes; Sparidae. Gene Ontology annotation, biological process: peptide metabolic process. Gene Ontology annotation, molecular function: copper ion binding; protein binding; peptidylglycine monooxygenase activity. The transcript is spliced from 27 exons. Bases 275 to 3196 code for a protein of 973 amino acids.